UCGCUUCUUUCGUCUCUUCCCCUGCAGUCACUUACAGAACCGACCGUUGGAGAUGCUUUUGAUCUCCUCUACCAAGCUUCUUCCUCGACUGCCCCGUGUGUGAUAGCUCAGCAUGGCUGAGAAGCGCAAACUCUCCACCCGCGGUCGCGAGCCUUCCGCGAAAAGACGUCAAUCUGAAGCCGCACCUCAAACCCAGGCUCAACAGGGCUCAUCUUCCAAGAAGAAAGGCUCAACAUCGAGUGUUGCUCCCACGCCCCAACCUCCUCCGCCUGAACCAGAGGUCAUCGAGAAGCCCCUGCCGACAAAGAUCAAGGAUGUAGAGGCUCUCCCAACGCUGUCCGCCCCGCAGCCCGCCGACCUUUCAUCCAAGGAGUAUCAGUCAAUCGCUGAGAGUGCUGUCCUUCUCGCCUCUCUGGAACGAUCGAAGAAGAAAUGGCUCAGCGACGGAAUUCUAGAGCGAUACUACACCAAACCGAAGAAGUCCAAAAGAGAGCAGAUUGAAGGCAAAAAUCCCCCCAAGGAGUCCAUGCUGAAAGUCGGACCUUGCAACAUCGCGAUUGGACCCCACCUUUUCGAUGCUAUGCUGUACACCGUCAAAGAUCCUAACGCGCCGCCACCGAUUCAAUACACUCCCCCCAGCGGCCGAUGGUUACCCCAGGGCAGCCAACAUCCGCCUCCACAUCCCGCCCGAACACCCACUCAUCCACCUUCUCACAAUGCUCCUCCGCCCGCCUGCGUCUCAACAUGCACAGCCCCUCAACCUCCAAAGCCCAGUCCGGACCCGGUCAUUCAAAUGCUUGCAACGCGAGCUGCUUCAGACCCCGAUCUCAAGGCGCUGAUGAGAGUGGUUGCUAGCAGCAAAGCGUCUCAGGAACAGCUUCGAGCGUUUCAGGCUCAUAUUGAUGAACUGAAUGCGAUCAUUCGUGCGAGAGAGCAACAGCAACAGCGACAGCAGCAACAGCCACAAGGGCAAGCUCCAGGCAGUGCUCAAUCACAGACACCGCGCCACACGCCGCAACCUGCACAGCAGGGAGUUACGCAACGACAACCCCAGCCUUCACCGCUGCAGAAUUCCCAGCAAUCCCAAUCAGAGCAGCCGACCAGGCUCGACCCCCAACAUCGGCCGCAAUCACAAUCACAAGCUAAACCGCAGCCGCAGCCGCAGCCGAUGCCAAGAGUGGAAGUUCAAAUUCCCAAACCCUCGCCAGCGAUGAAGUCUUCAGUACAGAGUUCCAGUCAAACUCCUACCAAGCAACCUCAGACACCCACUGCUCAGAACUCUAAUGCCACUCCUCAGGUCAAACAGGAGCCAGGGACGACUACGACAAGUCGACCGCCCCCUGGUGGAGUAUCUAGUCCUAGUAUCGCGGUAGUCCCGCCACCUCCUCCAGGCGCAGCUUCUACUCCUCACCAGCCAAAUUCGAGUCCUGCAGUACGGCCAAUGAACCAGCCUCCUCCGACCCGCACUCCAGCACCGCGUCCAGGUGGCCAGUAUCCGCCAUUCCAAGGCCAGUCUCCUUCAAUACAGUCACGCCCGCAGCAACACGGGUCUCCGGCCUACUAUCGUCCUGCACCUCCCCCGCCUCCUCCUAGGGUGGGCUACAAGUCGGUUGUCUUUGAGUUUACCUCACCAUUGACUCCCUACGGAAGUAGCACUUCAGGCCACGCAGGCUCAGGAGACCGGUAUUUGUUUCCGGAGUACUCUAUUUUAGAAUGGCUUCCCGGGGGAAACACAGUUCUAGCGUCCUUCUUACUUAUCCGGAAGGUGGACCCCAACACACCGUUCCCCAUAGAAGAUGCUUCCGUGACGACCACAUCCCGAGCCAAGGGCAAGUCGACCUCCAAGUCGAAGAAAGCGGACAAAAACAAAGAAAAGACAGCGGAAGGCGGAGAGGGCAAAGAAAAAGACAAGAAAGAGAAUGACAAGCCCGAUGAGGCCGCUAAGGAGAAGGACAAUGCUCAAUCUUCCAGCAAUCAGGAUUCCGCUACAGCCGCUAUUGACUCGGCCAAAGGAUCAGACGAUAAAGGCAAUCAGAAGGCCCCGGCCGAAACUCCCAGCAAACCAGACUCCAACAAAUCCAAGGAGUCAAAGGAAGAUGCAAACAAGUCGAAUCUCAAGGAGUACUACCAGCCCGUCACGAUUCGCAUCUACAGCGCCAACCCCAAGUUCCUAGAGCCUCUGGCACGUGUGGUCAAGCCACCAGACGAGGUGCGCAAGUACAUGAAUGAAGUUAUGGAUCGCGCAGAACGUGCCCCCGAGGGAUUCCUGGCCUUACGUCUUCCGCGCGAGAAUAAGGAUGAACACGAGCCCGAGGACACGAGAAAAAGCGGAACUCCUGCUCCUGCAGCAAAUUCAGGCGCGCGCAGUCGGUUCCUAAAGAGUAGCGCUGCGGAUGAGGAAUCGGAGAUCGAGAACAUCAAUGGGCCUGUCGAGGAAGAAGAGGAAGAGGAGGAGUUGAAGGACUUUUACGGGCCCCCGACUGGUCUCACGCCUCUUAGAGUAUGAAAAGGAGGUUUAUGACGAGUAUUCAGCUCGCAUGAAUCAUGUAUUAUAUAUAUCCUGUUUGUCGUACCUCUGUAGCGUCAGAAUUCAUGAAACUCAGAAUCAAUACUCUGUUCAUAGCUGG
This is a messenger RNA of Aspergillus novofumigatus IBT 16806, 2627 nucleotides long. RefSeq lists its product as uncharacterized. Lineage: Eukaryota; Fungi; Ascomycota; Eurotiomycetes; Eurotiales; Aspergillaceae. Gene Ontology annotation, molecular function: ATP-dependent H2AZ histone chaperone activity. Gene Ontology annotation, biological process: chromatin remodeling. The record is from RefSeq and is a predicted model, not a curated record. Gene Ontology annotation, cellular component: Swr1 complex. The transcript has 5 exons. Bases 113 to 2506 code for a protein of 797 amino acids.